Molecule: messenger RNA, 5385 nt
Organism: Closterium sp. Yama58-4
Lineage: Eukaryota; Viridiplantae; Streptophyta; Zygnematophyceae; Desmidiales; Closteriaceae
Source: the annotation of a GenBank genome assembly
AUGCUGCCGUACCUGUUCCCUGAGCUGUCCACCUUUGCUACAGUCGCCGAUCUUAUCACUCACCUUCGCACUAGUGAUGCUCGCCUGCGUGCCGCCCUUCCCACCGAGUUCUGCGCUAAGAAUCCCCCUCCACUGUACUGGACACUCCACUUCAUAGUCACCCGACUCCCUGACACCCUCAGCUCAGUUCGAGACCACUUCCUUGCUCGCUGUCCCACUGAGCUCACAGUCGCCCUCCUAGAGGAGCAGCUGCUAGCGGCCGAAAAGAGCAUUGUAGCUGUCGGUGCUGCUCGUGGCGCUCCUCGCACCCCCAUCUUUGAGGGGUGUUCUCCCUCUCCCCUCGCUCCCUCCUACGCUACUGCUGCUGCUGUUGACUUCCUUGGUGCUGAGUCUGCUGGCGCUGCUUCUGCUCCUGGUGGGAGGCGCCGCACCGGCAAGGGCAAGGGGGGCAAGGGUGGCGGGGGUGGCGCUGGGGGGGGAGGAGGUGGGGGAGGUGGGGGGGGAGGCGGUGCUGGAGGGAGCGGUGGCGGGAGUGCUGGUGGGAGUGGGGUCGGCAGCGGAGGCGGGGGCGGCGGAGGGAGCGGUGGCGGUGGUGGCGGCGGCGGCGGUGGCGGCGGCGGCGGUGGCGGUCGGAGCGGAGGUAGUGGUGGUGGCGGAGGUCGGAGUGGAGGCACUGGCUCGGGCCAGAGCUCCCAGCAGCAGCAGCGUCCCCAGACGACCCAGCAGCUUCGUGAGUGGCUUGCUCAGCGUGGGACGUCGGGGGGCAAUGGCCGCUGUUCCUAUGUCAUUCGCACAGGUGACCGCAAGGGACAGACGUGUGGGAGGUUCCACACCCCGUACCGCUGCUUCUCCCGCCUUGACGACGCUUGGCGUGAGGAGAUGGGCGAGGAUGUUGAGCGCCCCCGCUGGGCUGAGCUCAUGAGGGCUGGUGUUGAUAUCUUUGCUCUUGACUAUGAUGCUAUUAUUGCUGCCAUGUAUGCAUUGACUGUUAGUGCCGAGGGAGACUGUUACUUGUGUGUGCCGCCUGACCCAGGUAUAGAGCCCGCUGCCCUGGGUACUAGUGAGUCUGCUCUCUCCGGUAUGGUGCCCCCUGUACUUGCUCCCUCCAGUACUGUCCCGGCUGUUUGCGAGUCUGCUCUCUCAGGUACAGCACCCACAGAGACUGCUCUCUCAGGUACCGCACCGGCUGAGGCCUGUCACACCUUCACCCUUGACUCAGGUGCUUCCCGCUGUUUCUUUCGUGACAGUACUGAGCUCACACCGCUUCCUGCACCGGUCCCAGUCUCCUUGGCUGACCCCUCUGGGGGCCCAGUCCUUGCCCAGUCCACCACUGUGCUCCCUUGUCCGGCGGUUCCGUCUGGCUCGUUGUCGGGUUUCCACCUCCCCUCGUUCUCGACGAACCUGGUGAGCAACGCUGUCAUCCAGGAUCAGUGGGUUGACACCUUUACCCCUGGAGGACAGCGUGUGGCGAUCUGCACGUGCUCCAGGACCGGCCGUCACCUGGCUACGUUUACCCGUCGGCCGGGGUCGAGUCUCUACACACUGACCACUGCGUCUCCUCAGGUCGCUGCUGUCGGUCAGGUGUCCGCGUCAGGUCUGGUGGCCCACGCCUGUGAGUGUCGUUCCCUGUCACACCAGACUCUUCUCUGGCACCACCGCCUGGGUCACCCCUCCUUGCCACGCCUCCGUGGCAUGCACCGUCACCGCCUUGUGUCUGGUCUUCCCAGGUCUCUCCCUCCCCUCCCUGCCUCGCCUGCGCCGCCUUGCCUUCCUUGCGUCGAGGGGCGGCAGCGCGCCGCUCCUCACUCCUCCUCGUUCCCCCCGACAGAGGCUCCUCUGCAGACCCUCCACCUGGACGUGUGGGGCCCAGCCCGCGUUCGUGGCCAGGGCGGUGAGCGGUACUUUUUGCUGGUUGUCGACGACUACUCGCGUUACACCACGGUCUUCCCCUUGCGCACCAAGGGUGAGGUCCCUGCUGUUCUGAUCCCUUGGAUCCGCACAGUUCGUCUCCAGCUCCGCCGCCGUUUCCGGACGGAUCUUCCUGUCCUGCGUCUGCACUCUGACAGAGGUGGUGAGUUUUCCUCCGAUCUCUUGAGGACCUUCUGUCAGGCGGAGGGCAUCGAGCAGACCUUCACGCUUCCGGACUCCCCACAGCAGAAUGGGGUUGCUGAACGCCGCAUUGGCCUGGUCAUGGAGGUCGCUCGUACCUCCUUGGUCCACGCGGCGGCUCCCCAUUUUCUGUGGCCGUUUGCUGUCCGGUACGCCGCGCAUCAGCUCAACCUCUGGCCCCGUGUCUCCUUGCCGGAGACCUCGCCCACACUGCGUUGGACGGGGGAGGUUGGCGAUGCGUCGCGCUUCCGGUUUUACCACCCCACCUCGCGCCGGGUCUUCGCCUCUCAGGACGUCACCUUUGACGAGUCGGUCCCUUUUUACCGUCUCUUCCCCUACCGCACUGCCCCCCUCCCUCCCCCGCCGCUUUUCCUUGCUCCUGGUCCCCCUCCGGUAGACCCCCUUCCCCCUCAGGGUCCUGCUCCUUCAGGUGUCUCUCAGGUAGACCCUCCUCCCGUCACUGAGCCUGUCGAGGUCACAGGUGACUCAGGUGCUGCUGCAGGUGGUGCUGCUGGGAGUGCUGAGCCUGGGGGUGCUGAGCCUGCGGGUGCUGGGCCUGGGAGUGCUGGGACUGCGGGUGCUGGAGCUGAGGGUACUGUGCCUGGGAGUUCGGCGCCUGGGGGUGCUGAGCCUGGGGGUGCUACGACUGGGGGUGCUGAGCCUGCGUGUACGGAGUCUGGGGGUGCUGAGCCUGGGGGUACUGCGCCUGAGGGUACUGGGCCUGGGGGUGCUGCUGCUGAGCCUACGGAGCCUGGGGUUGCUGCGUCUGGGGGUGCUCUUCCUGACGGUACUGGAGCUGCUGGAGCUGACGACACUGGAGCUGACGGUUCUGGACACGGUGGUCCUGCUGGUUCUGGAGGUGCUGGCGAGGGGAGGUCUGACGCUGCUGGGGCCUCUGGUGCUGACGUCGCCGACUCGGGGGGUGCUGCGGCGGAGGGUGCUGGUCCAGGUGCUUCUGGUGCUCCGGGUGCUGGAGGUGCUGGCGGAGCUCCGCCGUCGCGCCUGUUCUUCGCUCCUCCGUCGCCGUCGGCUUUGCCGCCGCCUGACACGGUGCUUCGCCAGGUUCUUUCCCUCCCGUCUUCCACUGGCCUUCCCCUUCAGCCUGGCUCCCCCCUCCCUGCUCCUGUGCCUUACACUGCGCAGCCGGACUCGCUUACGGAGCGUCGUGAGCCUGCGUCUCGUCCUACCUCGCCUGUUCGCGCUGCUCGCGCUGCUCGCACUGCGCGCACUGGUCCCACUGGUCGUCGUGUCGCGCGUCCGCGUCCUCCUCCUGUUCCUGGCACGCAUAUUAUGGCCCUUCGUCCUUCCACUGGUCCACAGCGUGUCCCCCUACCGUCUCCUCCUGCGUCUUCUCUUCCUGACGUUCCCGACCCUGAGUCUGACAGUGUUCGUGCUGCCCACCCUACUGUUACGCGUCUUCUCGCCACUGUUGUCACUGACCCGUCGUUUGAGUCUGCUGCUGCGUCUGCCCUGGUCGCUGAGCUUGUCGACUUUGCUGCUGCCUGUCGUCUAGACUACGCCGCCAGUCUUGUUACUGAGUCUGAGUCUGUCUGUCCUCCGUCCGUCGGGGGUGAGUGUGCUCUUGGCACGGACGUCCUUGAGGACAUGCAGGAGGACUUUGACUCUCUUGCGGCUGCUGUACCUCAUCUCGUGGCCUGGUUGCUUGCCCCUGAGGGAGACCCGGAUGCACUAGACAUCCCCACUCCGCGCUCUUACGCAGAGGCGAUCUCGGGUCCCUACUCCUCUCAGUGGCAGUCAGCCAUGGACGCAGAGAUGGCAUCCUCGAAGUCCACAGGCACCUACGUCGACGAGGUUCCCCCUCCUGGGGCGAACAUCGUCGAUGGCAUGUGGAUUUUCAGGGUGAAGCGGCCGCCAGGUUCUCCACCUGUCUUCAAGGCUCGUUACGUUGCUAGAGGCUUCAGUCAGCGCCAGGGGGUUGACUUCUUCCAGACCUUCUCCCCCACCCCGAAGAUGACCACUCUUCGGGUUCUGCUACACGUUGCUGCUCAGCGUGACUACGAGCUUCACUCUCUUGACUUCAGCACAGCGUUCCUGCAGGGCAGCCUGCACGAGGAGAUCUGGCUGCGCCGCCCACCUGGCUUCACUGGGUCGUUUCCUCCUGGUACCCAGUGGAGCCUCCGCCGGCCAGUCUACGGUCUCCGCCAGGCGCCACGUGAGUGGCACGACACACUGAGGACUACACUUGCAGCUCUUGGGUUCGCGCCGUCUACUGCUGACCCGUCGCUGUUUCUACGCACAGACACGUCGCUACCGCCGUUCUACAUUCUCGUGUACGUCGACGACUUGGUCUUUGCUACUGCUGACACUGAGGCACUCGCUCGUGUGAAGUCGGAGCUGCAGAAGAGACACACCUGCACUGACCUGGGUGAACUGCGUAGCUACCUUGGCUUGCAGAUCACCCGGGACAGAGCUUGCCGCACCAUCACCCUGACUCAGUCACACAUGGUGCAGCAGGUCCUUCAGCGCUUCGGCUUCCAGUUCUCCUCACCACAGGCCACACCUCUGGCUACCAGCCACUCGCUCUCAGCUCCACCUUUGGACGAGUCCGUAGAGCCGAGUGGCCCGUACCCAGAGCUUGUAGGCUGCCUCAUGUACCUGAUGACUUGCACGCGACCUGACCUCGCGUACCCACUUAGCAUCCUUGCUCGUUACGUUGCGCCUGGGAGACACAGGCGAGAGCACUGGGAGGCUGCUAAGAGGGUGCUGCGUUACUUGUGCAGUACAUCAGGCAUGGGGCUGGUGCUUGGAGGACGCGACAGAGUUGUCCUCACUGGUCACUCGGACGCUUCUUGGGUGGACGACCUGGCUACGCAGCGGUCGUCACAGGGUUACACCUUCAGCCUUGGCUCUGGUUCUGUCUCGUGGCGGUCCACCCGCUCUUCUUCUGUUCUCGGCUCUAGUUGUGAGGCUGAGAUCUACGCCACAGCCAUGGCUGCACAGGAGUUACGCUGGCUCACCUACCUGCUGACUGACUUGGGAGAGCGGCCUAGUUCUCCUCCAGUUCUGUACGGUGACAACAAGGCGGCCCUUGCCUUGUGUCAGGAGCACAGACUGGAGCACAGGACGAAGCACAUUGCUCUUCGCUACUUUCUUGCUCGAGAGCUUCAGCAGCGCGGUCAGCUUCGGCUUGUGUACGUGGACUCGAAGGCCAAUACUGCUGAUAUCUUCACCAAGGCGCUCCCGCCUAGUGAUCAUCAGCGGCACUGUACUUCUUUAGGCCUUGUGUCCACGUUUCCUCAUUUGCUUACUGCUUGA